Menidia menidia (Atlantic silverside) is the source of this 2508-nucleotide messenger RNA. The record is from the annotation of a GenBank genome assembly. Lineage: Eukaryota; Metazoa; Chordata; Actinopteri; Atheriniformes; Atherinopsidae.
AUGAGCGGUCAGAGAAUCAGUCAUAAGCGGCUGUCUCUGCUAUGGGAGGGGGUGGCUCUCAGCCUUUGGCUCUGCUGUGGCUGGACCUCCACGGCACCGGCGGCCGGAGCCACGGCGGCCGGAAAAGGCGAAGGCGCCCCGGGGUCCCUGGAGUGGCUGCUGUCGGACAAAGGGCCCUUCCACCAGUCACUGGAGUUCACCGAGGCUCUGGAGAGGUACCAGCAGGGCUUCAGCACCCGUUACAAGAUCUAUAGGGAGUUUGGCCGAUGGAAGGUCAACAGCCUGGCGGUGGAGAGGCGAGACAGUUCCGGUGGCAGCGGCGGUUUGGCUCUUCCCCUCGACCCCGACUUCAUGCACACUAUCCGCCAGCUGGGGAGGCGGCCAACCCUCCAGAUGAUUACAGAGGGUCUAAUCAAGAAAUAUGGCACUCACCUACUUCUAUCUGCCACUCUGGGAGGGGAGGAGUCGCUGACAAUAUUUGUGGACAAAAGGAAGCUCAGGCUGGAGUCUUCGCCCGCGGGGGUCGAGGGCAGCCGCGGCGGCGACAGAAACUCAAACACCACGGGCUCGGCGACUCUGGAAGCCCUCCACCAGCUGGCCGCGUCCUACUUCACAGACCGAGAGGGCACCCUGCGCAGGCUGCACCACCUCCAGAUUGCAUCCACCGCCAUACGGGUAUGUGAGAAUGUGGAAAACACAGCGGCGGCGGCGGCCCGUCGGGAGAUGAAACGCGGCAGUCUCGGAGCUGGAACUCUGCGCUGCAGCAGCUUCCCUGGAGCAGGCGAAGAAAACGGCAUAACGAAAACGAGAAGAACAGUGACUGAAACCAGAACUGGGCCUCUUGGGUGCAGCAACUAUGACAACCUGGACACCGUCAGCUCCGUAUUGGUCCACAGUCCAGAAAACAAGGUUCAACUACAAGGGUUGCAAGUCAUACUGCCAGGCUAUCUACAAAGCCGCUUCAUUCAGGCAGCACUGAACUACAUCGGCUGCAAAUCGGAGGGCCAGUUUGUUUGCCGGAAUAACGACUGCUGGUGCGAGUGCAGCGUGGACUUCCCACAGUGUAACUGUCCCCACUCCGACCUGGACACCCUGGAAAAGAGCCUGCUGCACAUCCGCGAUGCCUGGAAGCUGACCAAUCGGGAGUUUGAGGAAUCUGAGGAAUUUCAGAGUUUUGUUGGGAACCUGCCCACCCAAUAUGCAGUGAACACAUCUGUAGUGGAGCAGCUGUGGAGGAUGGACGCUAACCUGCUGCAGCGCUACAGGCAGCUCGAAGCAAGCGCCGGCCAGCUUCUCGCCAAAGCUCGCCGCACAACCAACAAGCUCUUCAGCCUGAGCAAGAGAUGCCAAAAACAGCCAAAAAUAACCCUGCCCAAGCCGAGGCCCCUUCGCUUCUGGCUGAGCUACGCUCUCUCCGUGCUGUACUGCAGCGAGAACAAGCAGGCGGGCGUCUACAGCGACCGGAGCCGCGGCUGCUCCUGCCCCUACAGCCACCCGCCCUGCCAGGCCCCGGUCCCCUGCUCGGUGGGCGACGGCGCCCGCUGCGCCGCCUGCUCCCCGGAGAACCGGACGCGCUGCUCCGCCUGCAACCCGGGCUUCGCCCUCAACCAGGGCUCCUGCCGGCCCGCCGUGCCCGACCCCACGGACCCCUACCUGGGCAUGGAGAGCGACCGGGACCUGCACGACGCGGAGCUGCGCUACCUCCUGCAGCGCCGCGACCCGCGCAUCGCCCUGCACGCCGUCUUCGUGAGCAACGACGUGCGCGUCAACACCUGGUUCGACCCCUCCUGGAGGAAACGGAUGCUGCUCACGCUCAAAAGCAACAGGGUCAAGUCCAACCGCGUCCACGUGCUCCUGGGGCUCAGCUUGCAGUUCUGCCUCACCGGGAACAGCACGCUGGAGCCCACGCUGUCCCUGUUCGUCAAUCCCUUCGGGGGCAGCCACUCCGAGAGCUGGACCAUGCCCAUAGGUCAGCAGGGAUAUCCCGACUGGGAGCGGAUCAAGCUGGAUAUCCCCAUGGACUGCUACAACUGGACGUUGACUCUGGGAAACCGGUGGAAGAGCUUUUUCGAAACGGUUCACUUCUACCUGAGGAGCCACAGCAAGGACCAGGUGGGCGGACACCGGAACGCCACGCUGCACACGGAGCCCCCCGAGGACGCCGAGACGUCCGGGAACAUCGGCUACAUGAAAGUGAACAGCAUGCAGCUGUUCGGAUACAGUGUGCACUUUGACCCCGAGGCCAUCCAGGACCUGAUCCUGCAGAUAGACUACCCGUACACUCAGGGAUCGCAGGACUCGGCCCUCCUGCAGCUGGUGGAGCUGCGCCACCGGGUCAACCGGCUCUCGCCGCCGGGGGGGCCGCACGUGGACCUGUUCACCUGUCUGCUCCGCCACAGACUCAAGCUGUCCGGCGCAGACGUGACCAGGAUACUCACUGCCCUCCAAGCUUUCAGUGCCAGACAGCCAAACUACACGGAGUACGAGGCCAAAAAGCUGUGCAGUUAA